Schistosoma haematobium is the source of this 676-nucleotide messenger RNA. RefSeq lists its product as uncharacterized. NCBI's taxonomy places the organism in Eukaryota, Metazoa, Platyhelminthes, Trematoda, Strigeidida, Schistosomatidae. The coding region runs from base 167 to 469 and encodes 100 amino acids. The transcript is spliced from 3 exons. The record is from RefSeq and is a predicted model, not a curated record.
GUAAUUCAUUUAUCUUUCGUUUGAUAACUUGAAAUGCAAUCACCUUCUUCCUUUCACUGAAGAUUGUCCAAAUUACAAUUCGACUGAAGCAUGUCUAGGCGGUACAACACCGAAUACAACGUGUAUUUGGUGUGGAAAAGCUAACACAUGCAUUACAAGAAACGAUAUGGAUGUUCAUAUCUUCGAAGUGAAUGGUUGCCAGAUGAAAAGUUCGAUUGUUGAGGAUCCCACUGAACUAACAACUUCAGCAACUAAUGAAACUGAUCUAAAAAAUGAAUUGAAGGAGACUAAUCCAAGCACUGAAUCACACUUGAACAUCACUACAGAUACAACUGAAGACAUUGAGAAAAGAAAAUCCCUGCCAUACAUGUACAUCGUUGUACCAGUAGUUAUAUCUUUCCUUAUUGUAUGCAUUGCUUGUGGCAUUUGGCUGUGGUUCUACAGAAGAAGGAACAGAGUUCAUUCAUAGUACCCACAAACAGUUUGUCAAUUUUGUUCAUCAAGUUGACUGUACUAUUUUCAUUUUCGUAUUUUAUGAAAUACACUUUCUAUUUUGUUAAUCAUUUCAAUACAUUGAAGAUUGUUUCAUGGAACCGCAUAUCACAUUGAUGAUUGUUUACGUAAUGACUGAUGUCACUUUGUUGGUAGAAUAUAAAAAUAUAAUUUUUUGUAUUUG